AUGUAUUUCUGGGUUGGUUGGGCGCUCUGGCAGAAACUGAGCUUUACACAGAAGUAUGCCACCGCCGAAGCACGACAGAAAGCAGAGAUGCAACCCAUGCUGGCCGAACCGAGCGAGAUACCGUUUGGUGCUAGAGCUCUGGAGAAGGGGAUUCAAGUAGAAGGCAUAUGGACACCCGAUUGCCGUUCUGCGAGACAAUCCACCACUCACUCGGGUAGUAGACCUGAAAGUAUUGCGUCGGCACCCAAGCCGACGUUGAUGGCGUUGACAGGAGAUGAUAUCCAAGGUCUUGAGCGGACAUACCAACCGGCACCUAGCCCGAGCCUCUAUGAUCAGUGCAACUCCCCAAAGGUUCUAGACAUUGAAUAUGGACAAUCAGAGUACAUCUCUCUCUCACCAACCAACCAGUCUCUACAACUGGAUGGCCCCAUUAGUAUUGAACCGGAAUGCCCUCCAGAUCUAGACAAGCGUCGCUCAAGGUGGUUUGGUGCGCGAAGCUCCUGGGUCAAGAAGCCCUUCGAUAGUUACAAAAGAAGAUCAACACCAGAGGGUCUUCGCCGCACUUCAUCGGAGAGCUUCAGAAGGAGAAUCAGCAAAAUUAUAGACGAGAACAUCCGGACAAACCCAGCUGAAAUAUAUCAACUAAGAGCCAUUAACCAGGAGACGCUCGAAGGCCGUAGAACGCCAUCACCGACGAGGUCGCAAGGGUUUUCAAAUGACGUGCUAUGA
Molecule: messenger RNA, 729 nt
Organism: Aspergillus vadensis CBS 113365
Lineage: Eukaryota; Fungi; Ascomycota; Eurotiomycetes; Eurotiales; Aspergillaceae
Exons: 3
Coding region: 1-729 (242 amino acids)
Source: RefSeq, a predicted model, not a curated record